AUGAAUGGUGAAAUAUCGAUUGGUUGUGGACCAGCAUGUCGUCUAAUAUGUUGUCUGAGGGAUAAAUCGACAGAAAUAGCACAGAUUUGGCAAUUAAAUGGAAAAAUUAAUGAAAUGAUGGAUAAAUUGGAUCGAAUUGGUUUGCAACCAACGGGAAUACCAAUGUCACCUCAAACAUUUUAUGUGACAACAUCAGUAAACAAUUCAGAAUCAUCAAAAUGGAACAAUAAUUCAAUUAAGGAAGAUCAGGCGGAAAUAGAAGAUAAUCGUGAUAUAACUAAUCAAUCAGCUGCCGCUAUGCGUAAUCGGAAAUGGAAUACAAAAAUAAACGAUAUAUGGUUAAAUGAUAAGUGUAUUCGAGGAGCGGAAAAGGAUUAUUUGGAUCCGGAUGAGGAGAUUUUCUGGAAUGAUGUUAUCAGUAAAUAUUUAACACCAAUUAUUCAUGAUCAAUUAGAGCAGCAAAAUAUCAAAACUGGUCUUAAGUUAUUAAGAAAUAAGGUUUGCUCAGGAUUUUUUAUGGUAAAUACGGUAUUUAUCAUUAUUGUCCUUCUGCUACAACUACAAAAAGAUUGUAUCCAUAUCGAAUGGCCAUUAGGUCCACGUUACAAUCAUACAAUCAUUCCGUGUAGUACGGAUAUUCGGAAACCAAUUUGGGUGGUGACACGAUUGCAAUUGGAACCAAUUGGAUUAGUCUUCCUACUUUUUUUCAUGUCUAUUCUUAUUAUUCAGUUCAUAGGAAUGUUAUUACAUCGUUUUGGUACUAUGGCACAUAUAAUUGCAUCAACGCAAUUAUUUUGUUGGCGUAAACAUACGGAUCAUUUAACGGAAGAUGAAUUAGUUGUACAAAAUGCGGUUGAAAUAGCACGUGAAUUACAAGCAAUCCGUGGUGUUGAUGAACCCGAUGAAAAUGCUCAAUCGGUAUAUUUUUCAUUUUGA
Loa loa (African eye worm) is the source of this 936-nucleotide messenger RNA. RefSeq lists its product as hypothetical. Lineage: Eukaryota; Metazoa; Nematoda; Chromadorea; Rhabditida; Onchocercidae. The coding region runs from base 1 to 936 and encodes 311 amino acids. Gene Ontology annotation, molecular function: chitin synthase activity. The record is from RefSeq and is a predicted model, not a curated record. Gene Ontology annotation, cellular component: cell septum; cell periphery. The transcript has 5 exons.